AUGUUACCUAACCAUGUACUUAUAAUAGGUCCCCCAAACAGCGGAAAGUUGCGAAUUGCUGAUCUUUUUUUGGAGAAUGAUGUAAAAACGACAAGGUCAGAGAUCGACGAAGACUCACAUAGUGGGAUUAUUCAAGUGACCUCAUUAUCAACAAAAUAUUACACAGUUUCGUUGAAGCUUAUGAUUGAUGAAUAUCCGUCGAGUCGACACAAGCUGUCUGAGGAUGAAGAUUCCAUAAAGGAGUUAAUUGAAUGGAAGAAUGAAUUCUUCACUCACGAAGCUGACGAGUUGAGGGAGGCAAUAGAUGGUAUUAUCUUUACCUUUAAUAUGAAUACGGGAGAGUCGAAUUUUCUCUCAAACUUGUUGACGCAAGUGGAUGAUAUUCGAGCUAGACUAGAAGAAGAUGGAAACUGGAAUGGUUUUUUGGCUAUUAUCGGAACUGUCCCGACCGGGGAAGGAGUGGAGUUAUUUAAAAUGGAUCAAAUAGAAGAUGAGGUAUUAACUCGUGGACUUGAAUUUAUCAACUUUGAAAAAAGUGGUACCAAUGAAUAUCGAGAGCUCGUGGGGAAAGAUAGAUUGAAGGAGUUGUUAGAAACUCACGAUUGGUCCAACAUGGAAUUGAUCAGAGAUGAUGAGAAUAAAUAUCAAAAUAGUAAAAUCAGGAAGUUUCUGGAAAUGCAAACCAGCUUGUUGAAUGAGUCUGAUCGCAAUAUAGAUUUAGAGCAAAUGUUUUCAAAGAUAAAUUUGGCAAGAGAAAAUGCCAGCAACUUACCUCAAGCUGAAAGAGAAAAGUAUGCAAAAGAAAUGGUUGACGAAUUUAUGGAGUUCAUAUAG
Lodderomyces parapsilosis is the source of this 834-nucleotide messenger RNA. RefSeq lists its product as uncharacterized. Bases 1 to 834 code for a protein of 277 amino acids. Gene Ontology annotation, molecular function: protein-macromolecule adaptor activity. The transcript has a single exon. The record is from RefSeq and is a predicted model, not a curated record. Lineage: Eukaryota; Fungi; Ascomycota; Pichiomycetes; Serinales; Debaryomycetaceae. Gene Ontology annotation, biological process: vesicle-mediated transport.